Molecule: messenger RNA, 603 nt
Organism: Striga asiatica
Lineage: Eukaryota; Viridiplantae; Streptophyta; Magnoliopsida; Lamiales; Orobanchaceae
Source: the annotation of a GenBank genome assembly
CGUGACAAUCUCGGUCAUAUCUCGUUUAACACUCGUUGGAUUCCGGGACAAACUUCUUCCGUUCGGUUCUGGUUAGACAACUGGCUUGGUUACACUCUUGCUGAUCGUCUGGGCAUCCCCGUUGGUUGGCAGGAUACAUUUACGGACACUAUUGGGGAUUAUUAUUAUGAGGACACUUGGCACUUCACUGAGGACUUCAUUACCCGGCAUACUGACAUCGUCAUUGAUAUCCUCUCUUACCCUAUGUCUCAGGAUACAAGGGACCUUUGCAUUUGGACGGGCGUCCCCUCCGGGAAGCUUACGGCCAAGACUGCCUACUCUUACUGCCGUCACCGAUUCCCGAGUGUUAGAUGGGGACGCUGGAUUUGGUCUGGUCACAUGGAAGUCCGUAGAUCCCUUCUGACCUGGAGGGUGGUUAACAACCUAUGGCCCUUUCUUCCCGUCUUCGUCGCUUUGGCUGCUUUUGUGGUGCCUAUCCCGAAGGAGGUCAAUUACAUCGAGCCUAGGAACGGGGUGAUUAUCACCUCGCCAGAGAAUAAGGGAGGUAGCACACUGCUUCAAAUAAAGCGCAGUGAACAACCAACCUACCGCUACGUGGGGAUC